Messenger RNA from Dictyostelium purpureum, 10113 nucleotides. RefSeq lists its product as uncharacterized. NCBI's taxonomy places the organism in Eukaryota, Evosea, Eumycetozoa, Dictyosteliales, Dictyosteliaceae. The transcript has 3 exons. The coding region runs from base 1 to 10113 and encodes 3370 amino acids. The record is from RefSeq and is a predicted model, not a curated record.
AUGGAUAAUCCAAAUCAGCCAGCAACACCAACACUAACAACACAGCAGUUACCACAACAACCGCAACCAAUUAUUAAGACUAGUUUGAAUGGAUCAAAAUUGGAAUUUAACGAAGUUAUAUUAAAAGAAACUUAUGUACUUAGAAAUUUUAAAUUAACUAAUAUAGUAGAUUAUCCAGUUCAAGUUAAACUUAAAUCAGAUUUACCACAAAUUGCAUUUCAAUUAAAUAAUGAAAAUAUGCAAGAUGAUUCUGACGAAACUCCAAUUCAAGAUGACGAUUUUAAUCAAUUGUUUAACGAGGUCAAUUUAAUUGAUCAAGUUACUUUAUCAGCCAAAGAAACCAAGAAUAUAGUAAUUUCAUAUAGACCUUUCGAUCAAAUGUUAACAACAAGUACAAUUAAUGCUCAAAAGGAUAAAGAUAAUAAAGAUAAUAAAGAAAGUAAAGAUAAAGAUGGUGUUAGUAGUAGCAAUAAUAGUGGUAAUGUUAGUAAUAAUGACGGUAAUAAAGAAAAGGAAAAUAAAGAUAAGGAUAGCAGUAUAGAUAAAGAUGGUUCAAAUAUUAAUGGUAGUAGUGGUAAUUCAAAUCUUAAUACAAGUGAUAAUAUUAAACAGGAUAGCGAAUCUUCAGCAUCAAACAAGGGUGGCGAAAUCGAUGAAAUUGUAAGAACCGAUUCAGAUCGUUAUAAUUAUUUCGAAGUUAAAGGUAAAAUCACGUUUCAUAUUGAACCAAUAUUACCAACAGAUUCUAUCGGUAGUGUACCAGAGUUGCAGCCAUCACAAAAAGAAUUGGUUAUAGAUGUUUUAAUUAGAAUUUGUAAAUCAGUUUUAAAAGUUGACUCGAAUGAAUUGAUUUUUGAUGACUGUAUUGUUGGCCAAACCUAUGUAAAAGAUAUUACACUUUGGAAUAAGUGUGAAAUGCCGCUUCGUUUUAGCACUUAUUAUAAAGAGAAAUUUUUAAAUUAUUUUACAUUCACUGAUUAUACUACUGGUUUGCCCUUGUCCUCAGAGAACCGAAUUGUACAAAGUUAUUCAUCAAUGUCAAUUAGGAUAACUUAUCAACCCACUUCAAUUGGCCAAUUUACCUAUAAAUUUAAAAUUGAAAAUAAAAAUGAUUCAAAUAAUUAUGAGAUCGUUAUUAUACACUCAUCAGUCACAGCCGAGCAACAAAUCGAAUUACUACAAAUUUCAAAUAAUAAUAUUGAUUUGGGUGAUUGUUAUACAGAUGUUUCAAGAUUUCAAACAUUUACAAUUAAAAAUAUAUCAGAAGAAUCAAUUGAUGUUAAUUUCAGUAGUGAUUUAUUGGAUGAUGAGGUUACUUUUCAUUUUCAUGAAGAGGAGGGUGAUAAGGUUACAGACUCGAAUAGAUCAUUAUUAAUUGGGGAGCAUCGUUCAAGCGAUUUACCCGAAGAGUUAAAAUUAAAUAGUGUUGUUUCUAACCAUAACGGUAAUAUUUCAUUGGCCCAUAAUCAUGGUGUUGUAGAUAUUAAAAAAGAGCAGAUUGAAGAGCUUACUAUUAAUCCUGGUGCUGAAAGAAUUAUUCGAGUUCGUUAUUGUCCUAAAUCUUUAUUCCCACAACUUGAUGCCAGAUCUCACCGUUUAACUCCAAAGAAUUUUAGAAUUCUCCUUCGUUAUGGAAAAUCGUUAAUGAAGUCAAAUCAAAAAAAUAAAACCAUCAAAGUUGCUUCAAGAGUUUGUGCAUCUGUAGUUAAAAUUCCAUCUGAAAUUAAUUUAGGUGAUUGCACAGUAGGUACAACAAAAUCUACAACUAUACAAUUGGUAAAUCUUUCAGAUUUAAUGGCAUCAAUGCAGUUGCGUUUCCAAUCAAAGGUUAUAUCAUUUAAGAAUCAAACAUUUACAAUUCCUCCAAAACAAUCAUAUGACCUACAAAUAGAUUUCCUUCCACGUAAAAAUAAUCCAGACUAUCGUAAACAAAUCACUUUUGUAAAUUUAAAGAACCCAAAUAAUGAUCAACAAUUUUUAGAAGUCCGUGCAAAUAAUAUCGACGAGCAUUCUGUAUCUGUUCAUUCUAAAUUUUAUCAUUUAGAAACUCCAUAUAGUAGAAAUUAUAUUGAUUUUGACGAAACCAUAGUAAAUUGCCCAUCAGUGCGUUCAUUUAGUAUCAAGAAUGUCAGUAAAGGUACAUUAACUCUUAAUCUAUCAACAUCUCUCCCCGAGGAGGUUAGGUUAUAUUGUGAAGAAAAAGAAGUAGGUCUUUUAUUAUCAAACCAAACUACAAGUAGUAAGCAAAAUCUCCAAGAGUAUAUUUCAAAAUUCUUUGAAGGUAAAGAUCAUAUGGAUAAAUCAAAGGUUAAUAAUAGCCAAUAUUUAGAUUUGGCUUUACCAAAAUCUGGUAAGCAAUCAUCUUCAUCAACAGAUAAAUCAUCACCAUCACAACAAUCACCCCACCAACCUUCUCAGUCUUCUGAUCAAAAAGAACAAAGUACUAAACAACAACAACAAGAGAAAAAGAAAAAACUAACAAAUAGCAAUGAUCAAAGUAAUCCAAGCUCUAGAACCAACUCACGGGCAUCAUCACCAUCAUUUGAUUCAUCAAAUAACAGUAGUAAUAUACCAACUGGUACAGGUUCUACCAGUAUUCCAUCUUCAAUCAAAGAGGAGGAUAUUAUGGAUGAUGAGCCAUUAAAUCUAACCACACCAACAAUAAUUAAUACACAAAAGCAACAACAACAAUCAACUCUAACCAAUGUAAAUAGUAGUUUCUUAUCAUCAGCAGAUUUGUACCAAUUUAUCCAAACAUUUGAGGAUAAUAACCCACCUUUAUUUACAGAUUUAGAAAGUGAAAAUAAUUAUAUUAUUUCACAGAUUGAAAGAUUAAAAAAAUUAGAAUCAAUUAUCCAAUCAGGUCAAUUAAAAAGGGUUAAAACAGUUGAAAUUACUCAACAAUCUGAGGUUACAAUUUUUAUUGUUUCAAUAGUUAAUGAUUUAAAGAGACCUUGGUUAGGUGGUAAAUUAAAAAAUAUGGAAGCCAAGUUAUUUAUCUCACUUGAAAGUUUAAAUGGUGUUACAAUUAAUGACUCACCAAUCAGAGAGUUAAAUAUUGGCACUAAAAUUUGUAAAUCAAUUAUGGACUUGGCUCAAAGAAAUAUUAAUUUUGGAAAUAUUAUUCAAUAUGAUUACCGUACAAAGUCUUUAGUUAUUAAUAAUUUAUCACAAGUUCCAUUAAUUUAUAGAAUUAAGAAAUCUGGUUCAAUUACUAGUGGCAAUUUAAAUAUUGAAAAUAAUGAUCGUAUGGGUAUCGUUAGACCAUAUCGUAAGAGAGAGGUACCAUUCGUAUUCAAGCCAACAUUUAGCGGGGUUUUCGAUGAAAAGUUAAUAAUUGAAAAUGUUUAUGACAAUGCAAAUAAUCAGACAGUUCAUAUCAAAGCAAAUGUAAAGAAACCAAGACAUUUCUUUUUAAAUACACUAGAUAUUGACUUUGGGGUUUGCAUGAUCAAGGGUAAAUCAAUGACCAAGCGUAUUACUUUAACAAACACAAGUAGUCAACGCCGUAUAUUCAAGAUUAUUGAUGAUUCACCAUCAUCCUUUGAAUCUUGUAUAAAUAAAAUUUACUUUAAAUUAGAAGAGAAAUCAGCCUUCAGUAUUUCAAAAGAAACCGAAAUGGAAAUCGAUUUGUUAGAAAGAAAAUUAAAGAUUUGUCGUCGUAAGGGUCAACAUGAAAAAGCUUUAAAGAUAAAUAUGCAAAUUGAAAAAUUGCGUAAUUCAGGAUCUGUUACACCCAACCCAGUUAGUAGAGCAACAUCUCCAACUCAAAUUGAUGAAAUUAAUGAAGCAUCAUCAGGUGCUAAUAAAAAUGAAGAAAAUAAAGUUUCAGAUUCAAGCAAUACUUCAGCAACAGAUACAGCAACUGCCAAUACAUUAAGUGAUAAUACUGAAAGUGUAGAGUCACAAGCUAUAGUACCAGAAAAAAAACAAUUUUGUAAGCUUGGUGAUAAUUCAAUUACAUUUGAUAUUGAAGGAGGAGGUAUUCAAAAUGUUCUAGUUUAUUUCUCACCAAUACCAAAGCCAGGAAAAAGACAAUGGUAUGGAAAAGAAGAGGGAAAUGGAUCAAUUUUGGUUUAUGAAUCUAAAAAUAUUGAUGUCACCAAAAAGAUAAAUUAUAUUGCUACCGUUUGCUUUGAUGAAGAAACUUAUCGUCAAAACAUUACAUCAAAUAUGGGUGAUGGUUAUAACCUGCCAACUUUCUCACCGUUCAAAUCUCAAUAUAAUUUCAAUCCAAUUAGCUCAAGAUUUAGUCCAUCCUCACCACCACCCCCACCACAAUCACCAAGCUUUAGCAAUAAUAUUCUAUCUAGUACAACCUCAAUUCUUAAGCCUACACCAACUAAAUCUUUAACAACACCAGCAAAUUUAACAAUUCUUUCAAUUACUCCAGGUAAAAUUGAUUUGGGUGAAAUUAGAAUAUAUGAAGAUAUUUCAUUUAGAUUCACAAUAGUUAAUCAUACUGGUCAUAAAGUACCAUUCGAAAUAUUAGUUAAGCAGCCAAAUAAACCGGCAACAACAGCAAAUACAAUGACCACUACGGCAACAACAAACCCAUCAACAAUAGCAGCAGCAACAAUAACAUCUAAUAAUAGUGGUUUGAUAUUAUCACCUCCACCAUCUAGAGCCAUCAAAAACUCUUUAGUUAUUAAGGAUAGGUCUGGUAUUAUUGAGCCAUAUGGUAAAAAAUCAAUUGAAGUUAUUUGCCAACCCCAAAUUCCAGGUAAACAAACUCAUACAAUAGUUGUAUCUAGUACUCAAUUCAAUUUCGAAAGUAAUUUACUUGUUAGUUUAAGUCCAAGACCACCACAAUACGUAAUGUUCCCAGAUUUACCAAGCAGUAGCCAAAUUUUAGAUUUUGGUAAUUGUUAUUAUGACAAAUCUCAAAAGUUCGCAAAAGUUUUACCAUUCCGUUUAGAUAAUCUUUCACAUAAAUCUUUAUACAUUUCAUUAAAAUCAAAUCUUACUCAACAAGUAUUUGUAUUUAUCGACGAAAAAUAUUCAAAACCUGCAGAUAAUUUGUAUUUAAGUGGCUACCAAAAGACAGUUGUUCACAUUUGUUUAAAACCCAGUAUGACAUCAGAGAAUUAUGUUGAUGGCCAUUGCAGGGAAUUGAUUGGUGGUAUUAGAAUCAAAGUUCACGAUAGCGAUCAUAACUUGCUUUAUGAGAAUACUAUCAAGUUUACAUCAAUUGUUGGUAAGAGUAUUUUAAGGGUACCAAAGAAUCUUAUCGAUUUAGGUUCAACCAGAAAACUUGGUGAAACUAUUUCAAGUAGCUUUACAAUAUCAAAUCUUUCAACCCUAUUGCCAUUAAACUAUCAAAUUACCCAUAGUAAAAAUCUAAAGUUAAAUAAACUCGAAGGUAAUCUUGAGGGUAGUGAGGUUAACCAUGCAUUAUCAAGAGAAAAAAUUCAUUUUUCACUAGUCGCUUCCAUUUUUGGUCUUUACGAAGAAAGAAUUGUAAUUAAUAAUCUCAAUUGUUCUGGUCAAAAAGUGGAAAUCAAUGUACGUCUUUUAGUUGAUGAUGAAUCAUUAACUACUAAUUUACCAAUCAACGUUAAUGGGGGCGGUGAUAUGCUCCGUUUCGACGAUAUUUAUGUUAGUCCCGUAUCAUGGAAUGAAAAGAUUGCUGCAGGUGAUCGUAGGUUAUUAUCAUUUAUUAUCACUCCACAACAAUUUAAUUCAGAUAACAAUUGUUUAAAUACUAGCGAUCAACUUUAUCAAAUGAAACAAUUCACUAUGAGAAAUUACCUCAAAUAUGAUAUUCGUAUUUAUCCAAAAUCAAAUACCAAUAUCUAUUUAUUCUUCCAUGACCCAACCAAAGAGGAUUUACAAACUAUGAAGUCCCAAUCAAAUGACCGUAGAAAAUCAAUGAGACUUUGUGGUAAACCAUUUGUUAUGUCCAGUGAGCAAAAAGUAAUUGCCUACCCCCAUCCUCCAGAACCAGAUUCAGUUAUUUCAACAAAACAAAAACUUAUGCUUUGUAAAGGUCGUAAAGUUAAAUUCCAAGGUACAUUGGUAUUUGAAAGAUCAGAUUCAACUCAUUACCCAAUUGCUCCAGGUGAAGGUAAAACUCACAUUUCAAAAUUAGUCAGCAUUACUGGUAGUUAUUGUAUGUCUAUGGGCGAAAUUUUAGGUGAAACCAAUAUAGAUAUUGGUAGAGUUGGUUAUGAAAACUUUUGGAAAGAGGUAUUUAUUACUACAGAAAUAAGAAACCUUUCAGAGAUUCCAUUAAUUAUUCGUGUUAGUAGUUUACCAUCAAAAGCAUUAAGAAUUUUAUUAAAUCAUCAACAGAUAAAUAACUCUACCUCAUCACUAACCUCUCCAGCAUCCUCAUCAAAUAGAAUUUUACCAAGAAUUAAAUCAAGUAGUGGUGGUGAUAGUAAUGAUCAACAGCAAUAUCAAAUUGUUCAGUCUUCUGAAGAUGAGGAUAAUAUUGUAAUUGAAAUUCAAAUUCCAUCAUCAGAGUCGAAACAAAUAAUAAUUGGUUUGGAUCCAACUAAAAUUGAGCAAACUGUACCAGGACCAAUUCAAUAUCAAAUUCAAUUUGAAAAUGUUAUGAACGAGUUUAAUACAUUACCAUUAAAUAUCCAAUUGUAUCAUACAUUUAGAGUAUUAAAUUUUGGUCGUUUAGUUGAUAAUAGUGAUAUAGUACUCCCAACCAUUUAUCAUCCACCUCUCAUUGGUGCCUCAUCACAAUCUGAUGAAUGGUUUACUAUUGAAAACACUUCAAACAAACCAUUAAAGAUAAAUACAGAAGUUGAAUUGCUUCCACAGUUUGAAGAAUUAAUUCAAGUCGAAUUGGUACAUAAAACAUCAAAUACACCAAUUCCAAGUUUCUCAUUACGUCCAUUGGAGUUGAUCGAAGUUAGAAUUCGUGCUCGUCCACGUCCAGAUUCAAGAUUAAAAGAGAAAUAUGAAGAAAUUACAACAUUUGGCAAAAUUACCAUCAAUACCAACCAAUAUCCAAUUGAGGUUAUUCAACUUAAAGGUAUUGUUUUACCAGGUCAAAACUUUUCAUUAUCAUUAAACCGUUUAAAUUUCAAUGUUAUCUCUAGAAUCACAAACAAAGAAGGUGAAGAGCAGUCAUUACAAACUUCACUCUCUGAUUACUUUAAAGUUAAGAAUACAAGUACUUUUUAUCCAUUACGUUUCAAAGUUGAACCAGUUUUCCCACAAAACUCAUUAUUACCAGCAGACUGUGUCAAAUUAGAUCCAGAAGAAGGCGAAGUUCCUCCAAAUGAUGUAUUGAAUGUUAAUGUUAAUAUCAAUCUUUCAAAUAUUGAAGAUAUUCCACCCUCAUCUUCAUUUGCUGUUAUUGUUACUGCUUUAGACACUUUUAACAACGAGUCUCAAAAAGUUAAUAUUAAUAUUAUUGGAAACUAUAAACCUGUUACCAGCUCACCAAUUACACCAACUACCUCUGCUGCUUCAGCAACUACUAACACUGGAGCAACAUCCACCUCUGGACCAAGUUCAAAUAUUAAUACACCAACCUCAACAUCAUCGAUAUCAACACCAAUUUCAAUUAGCUCCAUUGUCCCAAAUACAUCUUUGCAAUUGAUUAAUAAUGAAAAUCCAAUUUCAUCACCAGCAGCAACAACAUUAAUAGGUAGUAGUGGAAGUUCUGCUACUCCAUUAAAUAUUACACAGUCUAAUCAAUUGUUUUUGUCAAAUGCAAAUGUCUCUAAUCCAUCAAAUCAAUUAGCCACCACCACAGGUGUUGAACAACAACCACUAUCAACAGGGUCAAUUAUACAAAUUAACAAAUUACCAAAAUUGUCUUUAAGAGGUUGUACACCUAUUGCAAGAUUAAAGAAUUGCUAUGAAAUUCAUCUUAGUCAACAAGAAUUCUCAUCUGGUUCGCUACCAUGGGAGUUAACUUUGGAAAAUCUUUCAAACAAACCAGUUGAGUACUCAAUCUAUUCAAUGAAAGAAAAUGAUCACACAUGGCUUAACCUUUCUAGAAAUAGUGGUAAGAUUGAGCCACAUGGUCGUCAUAUCAUUACAGCAACAUUCUCCACAAAACGUAUUGAUAUGUAUUCAACCUAUUUAAUCAUCGAAAAUCGUAAUAAUCCAGCAGACAUUAAGACAAUUCAAAUUACUUUUGAUGUUGUAGUUAAACAAAAUAGUCACUUUAGUGUUUUGGUCGAAGGAAAACAGAACCCAACCCCAUCCAUUAACUUGGGCGAUGUUUACUAUAACAUUACGUAUACUGAUCGUUCAUUUAUCGUAUCAAACUCAUCAUCUAUGCCAUUGGAUUUCAUGUUAAGCACAAGUUUACCACCAAGCGAUCCAACUGAAGUUUGUUUCUCACUCUCAAGAUCAUAUUUACGUCAGUUUAAUACCCUUUACGUAGAACCAAAUAGUCAAGUCAAAGUGUUCCUUUAUUUCCACUGCCCAUCACCACAAAACACUAGUGCAAACCCAUUAUCAUUAUCCACCAAUAAUACUACAACCAAAGAAAUUAAAAUCUUUUUAAAUUGUCGUUUAAUUCGUGAUUAUCAACAAGUUAUUAAUCUUACCGCAGCAUGUAAAUACCCACAAAUUAAAUUAUCUGACCUCAAUAUAGUUUUUAAGGGUAAAAUUUCAUUGGCUAAAGAUGAAAAAGAAAAACAAUUACAAUCAAACUCAUCAUCACCAGAAAAUACUUCAAUUAAUACCUCUGAUGAUAACAGUUUGGUUAAAAAAGAGAAAGCUGAAAUAAAGAAAUCAAAUGACUCAAGUAGCACUACAACAACUAGCUCAACUACAACCAAUACAACCACCUCUAGCAAAUCUAGUAGCUCAGCACAACAAGGCAAAAAGGUUAAUAUAGAGUUUGAUGAUUUUUCAUCUUCAAAUGAGGAAUUGGUUAAAGAAGUUAUAAUUUAUAAUAAUUUCAAUAGUGAACUUUCGAUUGCAGUUAAAGCCAAUACUAUUUUCUUCAUUAUCGACCCUCCAAGUAAUGGUAUUAUUUCUGUUGACCCCUUAUCAAGCAGUUGCCUAACAGUUCGUCCAAAUAUCCCUGCUAUUCUUGAGCAUUCAAAUCUUUUAUUAAAAGAGAAAUAUUUAGAAGAGCAUAUUAUUCUUUACAAUAAGAAUUGUUUAUCUGAAAAAUAUGUCGUAUCUUUACGUAUUACUACUGGUCAACUAACUUCAUUUUCAGCAAGCUCUGGACUCAAGGGUGGUUAUCAUUAUAGAUCUCUUGAACAACUAAUUACCAAGUUUAUUCGUAAAUUUAAGAAAUUCUGGUAUUCACUUUAUUUAUACUGUAGUAUACAACAACAGCAAUUACAGCAACAACAACUUCAACUACAACAACAGCAACUACAGCAAUUACAACAAGAACAAGAUAAAGGUUUAAAUUCAUCUCAGAAUUCUUUAUUAAUGAAAUCAUCAUCAUUGUUAUCGAUCAUUACCAACUCUGAUUCAAAUUGGGAAACAACACCAACAAAUACUACACCAACCUCAACACCAACUUCAUCCUCUGCAAAUAUUGCUCCAACCUCAACCAAUGCCAGCAGCAACACAACAGCAAUCUCAUCAACAACCUCAUCGCCCAGCCCACCAGUAUCAACAUCAAGCUCCUCAACACCAUCAUCAUCAUCAAUUUUUGGGUCAAACAAAUUAACAAAUGAAGAAUUAAAAGAAUUAUUGAACAUCUUUGACAUCCUAGAAAAUGAUGAUAAUCACGGUAAUACCAAUAACAACAAUAAUAACGACGAACAUCAACAAUCAGUUUUCCAUGAAUCUUACCAAAAACUGUUAUUUGAUCUUCAUCAUAUCACAAAUGAAUUGGUAUUAUAUGGUUUAAAAAAACAGGUUGGUCAAUUACCAUCACAACUAGCAACUCUUUUUUAUUUGAACCUGUUUAAACAUGGUGUUUUCAAAGUAAUUCUAAAGAUGAAAAGACAACUUUCAAAGUCCUCUGCCUUAGAGCCACAUCUCCAUAUUUUGAAUGCCUCGGUCGAAAGUUUAAAUGAAUUCCUUUGCUAUUUCCCCGAAAAAAGAGAUGACCUUCAAUCAUUACGUAAUUUACAAUCUGAAGUUACAAAAGCUGUUCAACAAUCUUCACAAACAAACCUAUCAUCUUCAUCUUCAAAUAUACAAACUAAAGAAAGUAAUGAAUAA